AUGGCUACAGCGUCAUCUACCUCCGACGUUCCCUCAAAGCAGAACGGUGGCACGGGUACGUCUUUGGAUGUAUCAGUUCUGAGAGAGCUGGCGAAAAAAGGUCUCGUCGACGCCCUUAAUUCUGUGAAUGGUGCCAAGACGCUCGUUCUUGACCCGACGUUGGCAGGGCCGCUUGGGCUCGUGACGGAGGUUUCGUUACUCAAGCAUCAUGGUGUGGACAAGAUGUUCUGGCUCGAAUCGGGACCUUUAACUGCUGCCACAACCAAUAUCGUGUACUUAUGUCGGCCACUCGUCAAGUGGGUGAAGAUAAUAGCUGAUCAGCUAAAGCGGCUUGCGCGAGAGCCUUCGAAACACACCUAUACGUUGCUACUGGUUCCUCGAAUGUCCACGCUCGUAACCCGGAUAUUGGAGGAGGAGGGUGUACUUGGCGACAUUACCAUCUCAUCCUACAACCUGCAGUUCAUCCCUUUGGCCGAUGAUGUUGUUUCACUCGAGUUGGAUAACGCAUUCAAGGAUAUGUGGGUGGAUGGUGACGAGACAACGAUUUACGAUUCUAUGCAAGCCCUCAUGACUUUGCAGAAGCUGUAUGGCACAUUCCCCCGCGUCAUGGGUAAGGGCGACUACGCUUGCCGUCUGACGAGCCUUCUUACUCGGCAAGCUCAAGACGUUUCAGAUAGUAAUACUAACAUGCUGAACGCGGGGUCUGGCCGACUGGAUUCAUUAAUCGUAAUUGACCGUGGAGUAGACAUGAUCACACCUUUACUGACCCAACUCACAUACGAGGGGCUCAUUGAUGAGUUGUGCCGGAUUCGAAAUUCGCAUGUCGAGAUUCCAGUGUCGCUGCUUGCUGCGCCAACUGUUCCCGCACAGCAAGAUGCCGCUGGAUCGUCUAGUACUACAGCCCCACCGGCCCCUGGAUCGUCACUGACAAAGGAAAAACGGAAGAAGCACCAUCUCACAACUACGACUGAUCCUCUUCUUGCUGAACUACGGGAUCUCAACUUCUCUUCAGUGGGCCGCAAGCUUAACCAGGUCGCCCGCCGUCUGGACGAGGAUUACAAGCUUAGGCAUCAAGCAAAGACGGUUGCGCAGCUGAGAGACUUUGUCGGCAAAUUAGGUGGACUACAGUCUGACCAUCAAUCUUUAAGACUUCACACUGGGCUUUCAGAGUUACUUGUCCCCCUCACUCGGACAGAACAAUUCAACAAAUCACUUGAAAUUCAGCAAAAUCUUCUCGCUUCCUAUGAUAUUUCGGCGCAGCUCACUGCCAUCGAAGAGAUGAUUGCCCAAGGCGCUGAAAUGCAAAUAGUAGUUCGACUGCUAUGCUUAGCUAGCGUUACUGCUGGUGGAAUCAAGCUUAAGACUCUCGAGAACCUUAGACGGGAAAUUUUACAGGCAUAUGGAUACAACUUGCUACCUCUGCUUCUCUCGUUAUCAUCACCUCCGCUCUCUAUCCUGGUUCCCAACCCCCUUCCGCCUUCGACACUAAUCUCAGCGGCAGCGUCCAAAUAUCCAUACACUUCCCUCCGGAAGUCUCUUCGUCUGCUCCUCGAUGACCAGGAUAGUGUGGAUGACCUGGAAAACGAUAUAAGCUACGUCUAUUCUGGCUAUGCGCCCAUCAGUAUUCGGCUCGUGCAGUGUGUUGCGCAGAAGGGUGGCGUGCUGAGCAAUCCUUCCGGAGACAAGGAGAAGAAGCCGAAGGACAACGCGGACGCAGAUACAGGCAAGGUGCAAUCUGUCAGCAAGGUCCAGGCGCAUCCGAUUGUCGGGUGGAAAGGGUUCGAAGACGUUGUGGCCAGUAUACCCGGGGGUACUACGGAUAUUGUGCAGAAGGUACCUGGAGGAGUGCACGGCGCUGUGCCAGCGACAGUGCCAUUGCUAAAAGAUCAGCCCACGACAACCGUGGUCUUCUUCCUUGGUGGUUGUACGUACACUGAGAUUGCCGCACUCAGAUGGGUUGGCCGGCAAAGCCGAGGGAGGAAUUUCCUGAUAGCUACGACAGGUAUCGUGAACGGCGCGAGCUUGGUAGAGAGCCUUGCAAGCAUUGAGCGUGCCUCAGCGUCAGGACAGUCGAAAGACGCAGCACUUUUAUAA
Messenger RNA from Fibroporia radiculosa, 2094 nucleotides. RefSeq lists its product as uncharacterized. Gene Ontology annotation, biological process: intracellular protein transport; vesicle-mediated transport. Gene Ontology annotation, cellular component: fungal-type vacuole; CORVET complex. The record is from RefSeq and is a predicted model, not a curated record. NCBI's taxonomy places the organism in Eukaryota, Fungi, Basidiomycota, Agaricomycetes, Polyporales, Fibroporiaceae. The coding region runs from base 1 to 2094 and encodes 697 amino acids. The transcript is spliced from 13 exons.